AUGGCAGCCUCAAGUAACCCCAUGGUCUUCCCGGUCAUCAGCAACAAGGACCGCAACCGCAAAAACUGCUGGUGCCGCCGCAGCAAGGUCCACAUCCUCCGCAAGGACCACAGCAGGGGCCACACCCACCGCAACACGGGUCACAUCCACCGCAACAAGGGCCACAUCCACCACAGCAGGGGCCCUGAAAAACAUGAAUAUUCAAAUUUGUUGGUUGUCUUAAGUUAUUUCUUUGUUCGGUUUAGAAACUUUACGGACCAAUCAUGUGUUGUGGACCCCUCGGAUUCUGUGGACCCUGUAGCCCUUGCGGCGGUCCCUGCGGACCUUGUGGACCCUGCGGCCCUUGCGGAUCUUGCUGUGGACCCUGUGGAUCUUGCUGUGGGCCUUGUGGCCCAUGUUGCGGACCCUGUGGGCCUUGCUGUGGACCCUGUGGGCCUUGCUGUGGACCUUGUGAACCUUGCUGCGGACCUUGUGGGCCUUUCUGCGGAUGCUGAACAUCCACAACCCUGUGAAAUACCAAGUCCCAAUAAACCACAAAAAAUAGCUUAAGACUGUACGCAGAGCAAACUCUUCUCUUUGCGUGAACCAAGUCAAUAAAAAAUGGAGUGAAUUGUA
Drosophila biarmipes is the source of this 615-nucleotide messenger RNA. RefSeq lists its product as uncharacterized. The coding region runs from base 1 to 549 and encodes 182 amino acids. The transcript is spliced from 3 exons. Lineage: Eukaryota; Metazoa; Arthropoda; Insecta; Diptera; Drosophilidae. The record is from RefSeq and is a predicted model, not a curated record.